Molecule: messenger RNA, 1735 nt
Organism: Lepisosteus oculatus (spotted gar)
Lineage: Eukaryota; Metazoa; Chordata; Actinopteri; Semionotiformes; Lepisosteidae
Gene: ppp2r3c
Product: protein phosphatase 2, regulatory subunit B'', gamma
Biological process (GO): B cell homeostasis; microtubule cytoskeleton organization; T cell homeostasis
Cellular component (GO): spindle; centrosome
Source: RefSeq, a predicted model, not a curated record
UGGCAACAAAUCGUAAAUGAAAGCAGACGGGAACUUGUUCUGAGAGAUUUCGAGUUGUUCUGCUUAGUUAUAAUUGAUUUUAAAGUUUCAAUGUCGAGAGAUAAAGCAAUAGAAUGGAAAGAAAUUCUAAAGAGGAGGUUGGCAACCUCAAAAAAAGAUGAAAUGACGGAGCAGGAGAAGAAAGACGAAGAGAUGACGUUGUUCACUAAGCACUACACAGAGUGGGGCUGGGGCAGGCGGGAUCGCUCCUAUAGGAAUAUACCGCGCUUUUACUACCGGUUGCCAGCUGAAGAUGAGGUUUUGCUGCAGAAAUUACGAGAGGAAUCCAGAGCUGUGUUUUUGCAGAGGAAAAGCAGGGAGCUUCUGGACAACGAGGAGCUGCAGAACCUGUGGUUUUUGCUGGACAAACACCAGACGCCGCCUUCGAUAGGGGAGGAGGCCAUGAUCAACUACAACGGCUUCCUCAAAGUCGCUGAAAAGGCAGGAGCCAAGUGCAAGCAGUUCUUCACAGCCAGAGUCUAUGCCAAGCUCUUGCACAGUGACCCAUACGGAAGGAUAUCAAUAAUGCAGUUCUUCAACUACGUCAUGCGCAAAGUGUGGCUACACCAGACGAGGAUUGGGCUGAGUUUGUACGAUGUGGCCGGACAGGGGUACCUCAGGGAAUCGGAUCUGGAGAACUACAUACUGGAGCUGAUCCCCACUCUGCCACAGCUGGAUGGCCUGGAGAAAUCCUUUUAUUCCUUCUACGUCUGUACAGCGGUCCGGAAAUUCUUCUUUUUCCUGGAUCCUCUUCGCACUGGGAAAAUAAAGAUUCAAGACAUUUUAGCUUGCAGUUUUCUGGAUGAUUUGCUAGAGCUAAGAGAUGAGGAGCUUUCCAAGGAGAGUCAGGAAUCAAACUGGUUUUCUGCUCCAUCAGCCCUCCGAGUGUAUGGUCAGUAUUUAAACCUGGACAAGGACCACAAUGGGAUGUUGAGCAAGGAGGAGCUGUCCCGCUAUGGAACGGGAACCCUCACGAACGUGUUUCUGGAUCGAGUCUAUCAGGAGUGUCUCACUUACGAUGGAGAGAUGGAUUACAAGACAUACCUUGAUUUUGUUCUGGCCCUGGAGAACAGGAAGGAGCCAGCUGCCCUGCAGUACAUUUUUAAAUUGCUGGAUAUUGAAAACAAGGGCUACCUCAAUGUUUUUGCACUCAACUAUUUUUUCAGGGCCAUCCAGGAGCAGAUGAAGCUUCAUGGGCAGGAGCCAGUGUCCUUUCAGGAUGUCAAGGAUGAAAUCUUUGACAUGGUGAAGCCCAAGGACCCAUACAAAAUCACCCUUCAGGAUCUCGUGAACAGCGGCCAAGGGGACACUGUCAGCAGCAUCCUCAUUGACCUGAACGGUUUCUGGACCUAUGAAAACAGAGAGGUCCUUGUUGCCAAUGACAAUGACAGCAGUGCUGAUCUGGAUGAGACAUGAAACUCCCUCUGGACUGGCUGCACAGCAAGAAUGCUAAUCCCUCCUUUCCAGAGAAAUGUACAGUGUAACGUUGUGCAAUAAAUUAUUGUUCCAUUUUAAAUGGAGUGCCAUAAGGACAUAAGAAAGGUUAUGUAUGUGAAGGGGCAACUUGUUGCAAGUUACUCUAGUAGUUUAGGAAUUUGAGGAUCUUCAAUCUUUUCUUUAAAAAUGACAAGUAAUCUACUAGUGUGAAUAUAUGGCUCUUGCCGAGGCUCCUGAAUUUCCUUGCAAGUGUUUAGUG